ACGCCUACAGCCAGCCGGAAUUCCAACAGUAGAAGAAGAAGAAGUACAUUUCCCCGGGUUGUUAAAAUACUAGCUGCAUGUUGUUGAAUAGCAUGAGACUGGCAAUACCAUGAUUUAUCUUGUAUUUUGUAAAGAAAACCUUUAACUUAUUUCGUGUUCUAUAUAUCCAGGAUACGUUAGACCGCCCAACUGGAGGAUGAAGGUAAAGAUCCGACAGUGGAACGGAGUGGCUUCUUGGUUAUGGGUGGCUAAUGAUGAUAACUGCGGGAUCUGCCGGAUGCCAUUCAAUGGCUGCUGCCCAGACUGUAAAGUGCCUGGGGAUGACUGCCCACUGGUCUGGGGUCAGUGCUCGCACUGUUUCCACAUGCACUGCAUCUUGAAAUGGCUUAACUCGCAGCAGGUCCAGCAGCAGUGCCCCAUGUGCCGGCAGGAGUGGAAGUUCAAAGAAUGAACCCGAGGUGCCUGCAGAGCCCGGAGAGAGGGACUCCGUCACUGAGGAGGACAUUUUUAUAUCAGCUGUAAAUAACUGCAUUUUGUAUUCCUUCAUCUAAUGUUAUGCAAAGUAGACUUUGGAACCUAUUUUGCUCGGUUGAUGGAUUAAGUUUGUGAUUAAAUAAAAAUACAAACCCUACAUGACAUGCCAUGGCAUGCUGUGCACGCUA
Eleginops maclovinus (Patagonian blennie) is the source of this 662-nucleotide messenger RNA. RefSeq names its product APC11 anaphase promoting complex subunit 11 homolog (yeast) (gene anapc11). Bases 197 to 451 code for a protein of 84 amino acids. Gene Ontology annotation, biological process: positive regulation of mitotic metaphase/anaphase transition; protein ubiquitination; anaphase-promoting complex-dependent catabolic process. NCBI's taxonomy places the organism in Eukaryota, Metazoa, Chordata, Actinopteri, Perciformes, Eleginopidae. The record is from RefSeq and is a predicted model, not a curated record. Gene Ontology annotation, cellular component: nucleus; anaphase-promoting complex. Gene Ontology annotation, molecular function: zinc ion binding; cullin family protein binding; ubiquitin protein ligase activity. The transcript is spliced from 3 exons.